Rhagoletis zephyria (snowberry fruit fly) is the source of this 1090-nucleotide messenger RNA. RefSeq lists its product as uncharacterized. NCBI's taxonomy places the organism in Eukaryota, Metazoa, Arthropoda, Insecta, Diptera, Tephritidae. The record is from RefSeq and is a predicted model, not a curated record.
AUUUUAAUUUUUUUUUUGUUAUUUUACUGUCCAGCAAACAUGAAGUGGUGGAAAAGUGGUUAAAAGCGCAACAAACUAGAAAAUUAUUGGUCAAGAGAAUUCGCAAAGCUUUUGUAGGCCAUCUCGCAGUGCCAGCGCAAGUUUACACACGGAUAGCAAAGGAAACCAGCGCCAGUCGGGCUUGUUAAAGCGUCGCGGAGACAACGCAAUUGUCCGGGUGUACAUCGAAUUUCUGUGCUAUUUUUAACUGAUUUGCAUUGCCACUGAGACACUGCAGUGUUCAUUGGGGAUUGCUACGCUCACAGCGAGAAAGAUUCCACGCGUUAGCAUACAAGCAGUGAUACCAGAGAACGUUUAUAAACGUUCUCCGACAGCGUUACCUCAACCCAAAUGCUCGAGUGUCAGUCGCGAAACGCAUGCUUAUGUACGUGACGUCAUUGCAAAAGCAACAAUGAAACUAGUUGGUAUGGUGUGGAGAAGCUAAAAAAUAUAAUACACAUAAAAUAAUAGCAAUAUAAAGUGCGCGCUUAAGUGGUGGAUUUAUUAGAAAAAAUCCUUUAAAGUCAAAAUAAAAGUGUAAAGUCAGUGAUCACUAUUUCUCAGAGCUUAGGUUUUAAGAGUUCCAAAAAAAUGCAAGCAGAUACAUUCGUUUUUGCGCGCUAUGCACGGACUUGUUUGUGUUUAUUUAAAAAACAAACACGAUUCUUAUCACAAUUAGGAAAGCAACAUAAUCAGCUGCAUGUGCUAGGAGGCACUGCACUUGCCACCAACUUAGUUGACACAAAUCUCACUGCCAGCGCUGUCAAUAUUACCGGUGUCUUUUGUCAGCAGCGAUGCCAGCAAUAUCACCUCCCCCGACUCCAAAAUAAACCAACAAGUCGCCAUACUAACAUCCGUCAGUUACAUACCACUAUUUGUUCGCAAUCCACAACGCCGGUGCGUGGCAAAUAUCCCACUGAUACAGUGCAUGAGCCACUAUGCUCUGAACGCGCGCGGGAAUUGGUCUACAAUUUAAAGGAUUCCGAGCGAGAAGCUAUUAAGGUGGCGCUGUUGAAAUACGAUGCUGAACGCCAACGGGCGGGAUUUGAAG